Lodderomyces oxycetoniae is the source of this 537-nucleotide messenger RNA. RefSeq lists its product as uncharacterized. NCBI's taxonomy places the organism in Eukaryota, Fungi, Ascomycota, Pichiomycetes, Serinales, Debaryomycetaceae. Gene Ontology annotation, biological process: vacuolar protein processing. The record is from RefSeq and is a predicted model, not a curated record. The transcript has a single exon. Bases 1 to 537 code for a protein of 178 amino acids. Gene Ontology annotation, cellular component: intracellular membrane-bounded organelle.
AUGUCAUCAGCUAGUUUGAAAAAGAUAGCAGCUAAAAAUAAGGUAAUCUUAGAUCAACUCUUAUACAUAUCUAUAUUCCUCAAUUUGUUGAUUAUAGUUGUACUUGUACUCUUACGAAGACCAAGAAAUUUCACUUACUAUAUCAUUUUCACCAUUCCAAGUAUUGUGAUACAAUACCUCUUGGAAGCUAAAGGGCGUCCCAAGCUUGACCAAAACCAACGAUUGCUUAAAUCAGGUGACGAUAUUUUGCAAAAAGGUAGCUUGUUCCAAUAUUGCUUUGAUGUUAUUUAUUUAACAUGGUUUUUCGAUAUAUUGAUGGUUUUAUUUGGCACCAAUAAAGUUUGGUUGGGGUAUUUAGUCAUACCGGGAUACAUUGGCUACAAGUUAAGUGGAUUUAUCUUGCCAUUUUUGAAGAAAAGUAAAAAGACAAAGGAAAUGGUGGAUACAAAGAAAGAAGAGAAUGAUUCAGGGUUAAGUAAGCGCCAACUGAAAUUAAGAGCUAGGCAAGAGAAAGGACCAACUACAAAAUACAGAUGA